Soboliphyme baturini is the source of this 684-nucleotide messenger RNA. The record is from the annotation of a GenBank genome assembly. Lineage: Eukaryota; Metazoa; Nematoda; Enoplea; Dioctophymatida; Soboliphymatidae.
UUGCAGAAAGAUCCAAUAGUGGAAAACUUUCGACGAGCUGUGGAACGGCAAGUGAAAGAUUUACUGGCACCGUUCUACAAGAAAAGGAAAAUCGAUAAGGUCGAAUAUAAGUACAUAAUGCGUAAAACGGUUCCAAAGAUUUGGAAGAAAGGUGGAAAAUUGAACAGCACCAAAAUUCAAACGUUCAUCGAAGCGUAUGUCAAAAAGGUUAUUGCUAUGAAGCGUCGCAAGCUUUCGCACCCUUUGGUUAAAGGAGCACUUACUUUUUUGGUGGACAACAUCACCGUACACAAUAUCGAGAACGGGGGUGAAGAAGAGCCAAAGGAAAAGGAGGAAAUCUUUGUUCCAGAGAAAUUGAAGGAAAACUUGAACGCGCAGCUGAGCAUCGUUGAAAAGACAAAGAAUGGGUUUGCUCACAUGUUUGCAGUUUUAGUGCUUCAAAUGCUCACCGUUCAUUUCAGCGUACCCUUCUCGCACGCCGCCGGUAUGGCCGAAUAUCUUGAGGUUAGUACCCACACGCAGGAAAUCAUGCGCGAUGCUGAACUUCUUGGCUCUCAUGCUGCCCACCAGUAUAUUUUGCAGUUGGACGUGGCGGAAGUUCGCAGCGAAAUCGAUAAUGUCUCAUUGCUGCAAGUCAUGAAUGACGUCGAGGUUGAAACAUUUAAAUUGUCACGGACUUUGUGA